This is a messenger RNA of Rhineura floridana, 3327 nucleotides long. It is a transcript of the gene NAGA, whose product is annotated as alpha-N-acetylgalactosaminidase. The coding region runs from base 331 to 1590 and encodes 419 amino acids. Gene Ontology annotation, molecular function: alpha-galactosidase activity. The record is from RefSeq and is a predicted model, not a curated record. Gene Ontology annotation, cellular component: cytoplasm. The transcript is spliced from 9 exons. NCBI's taxonomy places the organism in Eukaryota, Metazoa, Chordata, Lepidosauria, Squamata, Rhineuridae. Gene Ontology annotation, biological process: oligosaccharide metabolic process; glycosylceramide catabolic process; glycoside catabolic process.
UACACUGAGUUCUACGGCACUCAGUUGUUCCCCUUCUGUCCCGCAUGCCACAAAUAGCAAAGAAGAACCCGACUGCACCGGCCCCAUCCCUGGUAGCGACUUCUUCUUCUUCCUCGUUCGCUCGUAGCAAACAACCUUCGCUGAUAAUUGCAGACCUGAGAGCGCUGAGAUCAGCUGACGAUCGGAAAUUCAGAGCAACCAAAUUGGUCAGGUGACCAGCGGAAGGCAAGGAGUGCGCGGGUUGCGGCCGCCUCUGUGAGCGCGCUCUCGUCUUUGCAGACUGCGUGGUCGCCUUCGCUCUUGUGGGCGUUGAUCCAUCAGUCAGUAAUCAUGAAGCUCAUAGCUUCUGUCCUUGCGAUCUUGGUCUCCUCCCUGGCUCUGGAGAACGGGCUCAUGAGGACACCCCCGAUGGGGUGGCUUGCGUGGGAACGAUUUCGUUGUAAUAUUGAUUGUAAGAAUGAUCCCCAUAACUGCAUCAGUGAGAAACUCUUCAUGGACAUGGCAGAUCGUCUGGCAACGGAUGGCUGGAGAGAGUUAGGCUACGUGUAUGUGAAUAUAGAUGAUUGUUGGAUGGCAAAGCAGCGGGAUUCAGCCGGACAGCUGAUUCCAGAUCCUGAGAGGUUCCCUAGAGGCAUCAAAGCCUUGGCAGAUUACGUGCAUGCACGGGGUCUGAAACUCGGCAUUUAUGCUGAUCUAGGCACCCACACUUGUGGAGGAUAUCCUGGCACCACGUUCAACCGAAUCGAACAAGAUGCUUUAACAUUUGCACAGUGGGGAGUGGACAUGCUGAAGCUAGAUGGCUGCUAUUCAUCAGCAUGUGAGCAGGCUGAAGGUUAUCCUAGGAUGUCCAAGGCUCUGAAUGCAACAGGCCGUCCAAUUGCCUAUUCCUGUAGCUGGCCAGCCUAUCGAGGGGGGCUUCCACCCCAGGUGAACUACACACUCCUGGCGAACGUAUGUAAUCUCUGGCGAAACUAUGAUGAUAUACAAGACUCUUGGGACAGCGUUCUCUCCAUAGUGGAGUGGUUCUCAGCCAAUCAGGAUGUCCUUCAGCCAGUGGCUGGCCCUGGCCAUUGGAAUGACCCAGACAUGUUAAUCAUUGGGAACUUUGGCCUCAGCUAUGAACAGUCUCUCUCUCAGAUGGCCUUGUGGACUGUGAUGGCUGCUCCCCUUUUGAUGUCCACAGACCUCCGAACUAUUUCUGAGUCUUCCCAGCAAAUUCUGCAGAACAAACUGAUGAUCAAAAUUAACCAAGAUCCCCUGGGAAUCCAAGGUCGUAGAAUCCUUCAGGAGAAAUCACGCAUAGAGGUGUUCCUGCGGCCACUUUCCCACUCGGCCAGUGCUCUGGUUUUCUUCAGUCGAAGGACAGACAUGCCAUAUCGCUAUAUCACCUCCCUUGCCCAGCUCAAUUUUACACAGAAUGCUGUAUAUGAGGCACAGGAUGUUUACACUGGUCAAAUCAUCAGUGGUUUGAAGGCUACCAACAACUUCACAGUGAUCAUUAAUCCCUCUGGAGUAGUCAUGUGGUAUCUCUACCCAACAAUGUACCUGCACCAGCCUUUCAGCUUUGUAAAGCAGCUAUCUGAAGCCUAGAUAUUCUGCAGCUCUACCCUGUGAUGUCAUGAGGGGUGCAUUCCAAUUGCUGAUGGUAGCUCAAAUGGGGGACAAUGGGAGAAACCACAUUGCACGAGGUGGUGAUUACACAGGCAAUGUAAAAACAGAGGCAAUGCAUGAUCCUAUAGAAUCACUUGGAAGUAAGCAUAACCCACUCCGCACAGAGUUGCACCAUUAGUGGUGGACAGAUGCUUUGAUCCUUGGGUGCGUUAAUGAUAAUAUAUGCUUAGAUCAUCUUAAACAGUAAAUGGAAAUUUAAGAUAUUCAGAUUAGACUCUGAAAAGGAACUUGCCCUGGAUUUUCCAUAAAUGGCCUGGAAAAAUUGUCUAUGAUCUAAUAAGCCUAAAUCCUUUUUUUCUUUCUUCCCUUACUGCAAGUAUUUUACCUGCAACAGUAUCGGAGGCAGCUAAUGAAGUAAAAUUUGAUGGCAUGUGCCAUUUUUUCUCCAUGUUCUCCACUAUCUGUAUCAGAGACUUACUAGUACCCAGAAUUGCAAAUUUUACUCUCCUAGGACUGCACCACUUCAGCUUGCAAUAAGGAUCAUAAGAUUAAAUGCCAAUUGUGGAAUGAUAGCAACUCAGGGAAAAGGGCGCUAGUCAGUCUUUUCCCUGACAUGCUAAUUUUUUUAUCAGCAGGGAAAUUUAUGGAGAGGAAUGGGUGAAAUAGGCAUAGCUCUGCAUUCUGUGACACACCCUUCCCGAAAUUAUAUCAUGUUGCUGUUGAAUGUAGUUUUGGCUUUUAGGAAUAUCAGUGCCCUGCUACAUCAGAUAAAAGAUCCAUCUAGUCCAGUCUUCUGUAGUUGGCCAGUUGCCUGUGGAAGCUUAUAAGCAAAGGCAACCCCCUCCCUGUCACAUUCCCCCAAUCUGUUGCAUUCAGAGGCUGUACACCUUAAUCACGCUUAAAGGUCAGCUCACCUAUGAUAAAAAUAAUAUGGUAGUAUAUAGGUAUUAGUUGAAUACAACUUAAGCCCUACUCAGAAUAGACCCAGUGAAAUUAAUGAACUUAAGUUAGUCAAGUCUAUUGACUGAAGUGGGUCUGCUCUCUGUAGGACUAGCACUGAAUCCCAUCCAUUAAGAGUAAUUGCACACUUGAUUUUGUGUAUAUGGGCACGUACAGAUUAGUUACAGUUUCCAACAUGUGAAGGCUAGGUGUAUAAAGCACAUUGUAAUCUAUGUCGUGGCUUUCUUGAACAAGCUUAUAUAGAAGUGUCUUGCAUGCAGCAGUGUUACAGGGAAUAUCUUGUUCACAUUAGACCCUAUAUUUUAGCCUGCUUCUGUAAAUUGCACCUUACACGGGCAAGAGAUGGGAGCAUGUGCAGCCUUUGCUUCUUAUCAACUGCUUUGACCACUGGUAUGCUUCUGGGCCUAAUUCAAGGUGCUGGUUUUUACCUGUAUAGCUCUAUGCAGACUGGGACUCGCAUUUUAAUAUCAAACAGCUGUCAUUAGAAGAAGCUUUGCCUUUAUCCUUAUCAGCUGGAAGCCAUGGAAUGGCCUCCUUCUGGAAUUCUCCUUUCACUUUCAUUUUGAAAGGUAUUUAAAACUCUGUGCAGUCUCCAGGAUUUCUCCCUAGAAUGAAUUACUUUUCUAAUUGACCAAUGCAUUUUCUAGCUUUUUAUUCUGAUUGUAAUUUUUAUUUUUACUGUAAGCCACUUUACAUCCUGCUUUUCCAGAAUACAUUCAAUAUUUUAAAUUAUUAAAUCAGAAUUCAAAUAAAGAA